Hydractinia symbiolongicarpus is the source of this 2197-nucleotide messenger RNA. Its product is annotated as zinc finger protein 445-like. Bases 55 to 1878 code for a protein of 607 amino acids. NCBI's taxonomy places the organism in Eukaryota, Metazoa, Cnidaria, Hydrozoa, Anthoathecata, Hydractiniidae. The transcript has 12 exons. Gene Ontology annotation, biological process: regulation of transcription by RNA polymerase II. Gene Ontology annotation, molecular function: RNA polymerase II cis-regulatory region sequence-specific DNA binding; DNA-binding transcription factor activity; protein heterodimerization activity. The record is from RefSeq and is a predicted model, not a curated record.
UAUGUAAUGCACACAUGUUUGAAUUGUAGGUAAAUAUAUAUUACAUGACACGUAAUGGCAGAAAAGCCAGAAGACUUGAAUUUGCCGACUGCAGUGAUAGCAAGAAUGAUCAAAGAAGUGCUUCCUGAAGGUAUUAACAUUUCGAAAGAGGCAAGAGCUGCCAUCAGCAAGUCUGCAAGUGUGUUUGUUUUGUAUGCAACAUCAUGCGCCAAUAACAUUGCAGUGAAGCAUAAAAGAAAAACCCUGUCUGCUUUUGAUGUGUUUGAAGCGAUAGAAGAAAUGGAGUUUCCAUCAUUCAUCGAACCAUUGAAAGAUGGAUUAGAAGUUUAUAAGAAAGAACAAAAGGGAAAGAAAGAUGCAGCCGAGUUAAAAAGAAAACAAAGAGCUGAAGCUACUGAGAAACAAGAGACUGACGCCGGCGAAAAAAAGAAAAAAUCAUCUGAAAACGAAGAAGAUGAAUCGAUGACAGAAGUGACGUCUGUGACGGAAGUGACGAAUGAACAGGAAAAAAAGAAGGAAGAAGAACCAGAAAAAUGGAAAAUGGAGGGCGGAGGUGGCGGUGGACAACUUGGUGGAGGAUACAUUUCCUCUGCACACUGUAGCUCGCCCGAGGAUCUCAGUUAUCCAAAUUUCUUUCAAGCAUUUAUUGAGAAUUUUAAAUAUACGCUCAAUCUGUUGUUAAAAAUUAGUAGGAGCUGCUUGUUAAAUAGCUUUCAAAAUAGUGAAAAACGGUGCCCACAGGGUUUGUUGCCUGAUUUCAAAGCUGCUAGCGCCUUCUUUUCGUCUAACAACGCCGGCUUCGAUGUGAAAAAGGCAAGAGGACGAGGUUGUCCAGUCCCCUUCGCAGGACCCUCGUUGAUAACAGUAUCAGCAGUGAGAACUGAAGAGGCUGAAGAGGCUUUUCUAGGAUACAAACAAAAUGGGUGGGGAUUUUUUGAUUUUGUCAUUUUGGGUUUACCUUUGGAUAAGAAACCAUUAAACUGGUUAAUCAUGCCUCGAUCAUUUUUGGUAAAGACUAUUAAAACAAAUGAAAGAAAAAAACGUCUAUGGAACAAUAAUAAUGAUGUUCUCAACAGUGCUGGGAAUAAGAUGGCACAGUCAAUUGAACACAAGGAAGUAACGAAGGAUACUUUCGUGCAGAAUUGGAAAUAUAUUUUUGAAACAGAUGUUCCAAAGCCAGCGGUUAGUUGCAGAGCUACGCCAGCUACCGUAGACUGUGCACGUAAUGUCAAUAACAAUAACAAUAAAGACUGGUUUAACAACUACCUGCACAUAGCUAAGCAAGAAAUCUGGAUGAAGCCAGGAGCUCUGAAGAAAGACUUGUCACUUCCUGUUGAAAGCAUGCUAAAAAACCGAUACAAUUGCUCACAAUGUGAAAAGGCUUUUAACACUGUUCAUGGUUUGGAAGUGCAUGUACGACGAUCGCAUCCUGGAAAGCUACGGCCGUAUCACUGCGAACUGUGUGGAAAAACCUUCGGCCAUAAAAUCAGCCUGCAACAGCACAAAGAAACCAUCCAUUCGGCGUUUCGAAGUUUCACCUGCACAGAAUGUGGAAAAGCUUUCAAACGCUCAUCAACUUUAUCUACACACAUGCUUAUUCAUAGUAAUACUCGACCGUACGCAUGCGUGUAUUGUGGAAAGCGUUUUCAUCAAAAAUCAGAUAUGAAGAAGCAUACAUAUGUUCACACAGGAGAAAGGCCAUAUCAAUGUGGAGCAUGCAAUAAAGCGUUUAGUCAAUCUUCUAACUUGAUAACACACAUGCGCAAACACAGUGGUUUCAAACCAUUCCGUUGUGACAUAUGUUCAAGGGACUUUUAUCGAAAAGUUGAUUUGCGACGCCAUGUCUUGAUGCAGCACAAGCAGUACAUGUUAAACUGAAAUGUGAUGAAAACUGAAAGUUGGAAAGUGUAAAUACAGACUUGCAUACAACAAACAAUGCAUGUUACGGUUCGUUUCCAUUUAAACGAAUUUUAGAAUUAAUCGAUGAUCGAUAAAUGAUCACUUCCAAAAUUUUCGCUGAUUGAUUUUGUUUAAGUAGAAACCUGCCUUCAAGCUUUAUUAAUAAAAAAUAAAAAUUAAAGAGUGUAAUAAAGUAAGAGUAAACACAGACUGCAGCACAAGCAGUAAAUUCUAAACUGCGUCUUAAUGAAACAUGUAAGUUGGAAAGUGCACGGAUUUGUUGCUUGCGAAUAUGAAA